GCUCCUUUAAUGGAAGGCGAGUCGGGGAAAAACUACUUUUCCCGAAAAGACCCGGAAGGUGAGGAAAGGCGGAGGAGAAAAAAAAACAGCACUGGGGCAGGUUGUUGCUAUUGCAAUUUGGAAACAACCGAAAAGUCUACAGCAGGUUGAAAAGAGUGCGGGAAAGGAGCAAACGGAGCUGACCUGUCCGUAGCUUUACUUAAGGGAAGGAGACGGAAUUUCAAUUACUUCGGGGAGGCGAGAUUCUGGAGGCGCGGCGGCUUCGGGGGAAAGGCUGGGCUUUGCUUUUUUACAGAGGCAGAGGAGGCGGGAGAGUGGCGUUUCUCGCUCUCCCCUCGGUGUCAGCCUUGGGAGCAAGAGGAGCGGGCAUUUUGCACUACUCUCGUCUUCAGGACUCGGGGCGUGUCAGACUUUUGUCUUUCCCCCAUCGCAGGGAAGCCCUUGCCCCUUGGCAUUGCGAGAGGCCGAGUGGCCUUCCUCCGAUCAUCCCUUCCUGACAAAAGGAGACGGAGGCGGUGUCUGGAAGAAGGUGGAGUGGGGAGCGGGGGGGGGGGAGCUGCAGUAGCAGGAACGCCGCCCAGUUGAGUUACUUUACUUCGGGGAAGGCUUAGUCCGCCGGCUUAAGCAGGCGGGCAAUGAACGGCUUUGGCCCCGAGGAAGUGACCCGCGGCGGGGGAGAAGCCGCCGCCGUCCCGGCCGUUGUAGCUAACGCCACCGCCGCGGUGGAAGUCCUGCCGACCCCGCCACCCCUUCCGCAGCCGACGGCCGGGCUGGGAGCGACUUCGUCGGCUGCUGCCGCGACAGCCGCGGGCUCAGCCGGUCCCCUUGGGACUGCAGGACCUGGUGCUGGGCAGUUAUGCUGCUUACGGGAGGAGGGCGAGCGGUGUAACCGAGCUGCGGGCAACGCUAGCUUCAGCAAGCGGAUCCAGAAGAGCAUCUCGCAGAAGAAGGUGAAGAUCGAGCUGGACAAAAGUGCAAGACAUCUUUAUAUUUGUGAUUUCCACAAAAACUUAAUUCAGAGUGUCAGAAACAGAAGAAAGAGAAAAGGCAGUGAUGAUGAUGGUGAUUCACCAGUGCAAGACAUCGAUACUCCAGAGGUUGAUCUGUUUCAGCUACAAGUAAAUACACUAAGAAGAUACAAAAGGCACUUCAAAUUACAGACCAGACCUGGACUUAAUAAAGCACAACUUGUUGAAAUAAUUGGAUGUCAUUUUCGGACUAUUCCAGUGAAUGAAAAAGAUACCUUAACCUAUUUCAUCUAUUCAGUGAAGAAUGACAAGAACAAAUCUGACCUAAAAAUGGAUAGCAGUGUUCACUAAAUAAACAACUUAAGACUUACAGACCUAAAGACUGGUUUGGAUGUGCUGAGCUUUUUUUGUAUUAGUAUUCAGAGUAUCCUGAUGUUAUUUUUCUUGGGAAAAUACUAUUCUCAUAAAUUAGGUUUCCAUGAUGAAAGUAUUUUAAAUAAAUACUGUUGAUGUCCUUAUGCCUAUAUCUGAAUAAUAUAUGACAUUUGUGUAAGCUUUAAUAUUAAAGCUCCAUUUCAUUUAUUAAAAUCAGAAUUAUAUCCAAAGAAUAUUUUAAGGCCUUUAUGCAUCAGAGCUCUUAUAUUUUCUCAGGAAUAUUUUUUAAAAUCCUUAAUAUCUUCCUAAGCAGAAUUUAAAGAUUAUGUAAGACCACUGUCAACUAUAAAACGUGUAUACAAAAUGUCUUUUUCCUGACAGCCAUACACUUUAUCCUUCUUGAGAUUUGUCGUUUGACUAAAUUAAUACCUCUUUGUGUAAGUCUGGGAAACGGUGGUUUGCAAACUGUUUUAUGUUAAGUAGUUUUGUAUGAUGUCAAUUCAUUGAUCAUUGUAGCUGCAUUGCAGCUGCAGAGGAUUAUCACCUUGGAAAGGAAGAACUUUGAACCACACACUAGCACUACUUUUGUUUUUCAAAACACACUUCAUCCAUUUGAAUGUUGCUCAUGCUUUUUAAAUGCAUACAGAUUUUAUAAUGAAAGUGGUUGAGCAAGGAUAAGUAUAUUUAGCUAUAACAUGCCUUGAUGUCUUUGCAUGAUUUUGAAUAUUUGAUUUGAGAUCUGAGUGACCUCAUAUUCUUGUUUGCGCCAUUUGUCCUUUAUGUUGCAUGGUAAAAGUAAUGAGAAAGACAGUGCUUGUUUUUCAUCUUACAUUUCUUUUAUUGUCGGUAUAGUCUGUAUGCAUUUAAAACAAAUGUAGGCUUGUUUGAAAACUCCAAGCAUGAUUUUCCCUCUGUGCCAUACCUACUCUAAAUCAUGAUUUAGAUG
Molecule: messenger RNA, 2289 nt
Organism: Pseudonaja textilis
Lineage: Eukaryota; Metazoa; Chordata; Lepidosauria; Squamata; Elapidae
Gene: SAP30
Product: Sin3A associated protein 30
Biological process (GO): regulation of DNA-templated transcription
Cellular component (GO): histone deacetylase complex
Molecular function (GO): protein binding; transcription coregulator activity
Source: RefSeq, a predicted model, not a curated record